UAGUCUAUCUGCUUAUGUAUGCAUUUCAUGUAUAUCUUUCGGUAUAUAUUUUUAAAUGAAUUGUACUGAGCGUGGAACAAAAGUACAAUGAAGUAUUUGUAUGAACGUAGGAGUUAUUUUAUUGUCUUUAAUGUACGAUGUGCGUUUAUCUGAGUCGUGCGGCCUCGGUGAUCAUUUCGGUCGCCGACCUUUUCUCUGAUAGUCCUCAGUAAACGUGAACAAAGCACCAUAUAAUGGAAAAGCCUGAUAAUGUAGAGUCGAAACCAUUCAAGCGACGCAAUGAUAAAUAUUAUUUGUUUUCCAAAUUUUAUCAUUAUCACAUCUCUUAUCUAUUAUACAAACGUAAUGUACCAAUAUUUGUAACUAUUUCCCUCACAACACAUACUUUCGUCUUAACAUAUGGAAAAAUUAAUUUACAUGUUCUUACUUUCGGUUUCAUUUAAAUAUUCACCGGCAAUACUCUCUUUCCAUAUAAUAUUUACUUCUAACGUUUAAAAUGUGGAAUAUUAUCUUAUGCUCAUAAGUCAUUUGCGUUUCGGAUUUAUACUCGUAUGUUACAUGAGGUUACAAUAAUACGAUCAUGCAGCUUGUACGGUCUGCGAAUUAUAAACUCGGUGACACAGAUGCGAUAUUUUUAGGAUUAUACAGAUAUUCUUUGACUAUAUUCUAAUGGUCAGUAAAACACAUUCCAUGCCACUACGAUUUUGUCGUAUGAAACUGAUUUCGCCACGUGAUUCGGUGGCAAUAAAUGUGUUAACAUAGAUCAAUCUAGAAAUAAGAGCUCGAGAACCUAAUGCCCAUUGCACUCUUAGUUCUGACAGUUUUACUGAGUGGAAGUUCAGUUAAAACUGUCAGAACUGAGAUGUACUAUAUCUGGCUAUUGUGGAGACCUUAGAGCAACAAUUGUAUGGUGGUCUUUAAAACAAAAGGUCACGGAUGUUAUAAAACAGUUGGAUCGUUCCCCAGCUCAGGAGAUACUAAAUUUAAAAACAGGAUAUUCAAUUAAAGCGGCAAUGAUGCACCGUAAAUAGGGACCAAAAUAGGACAUACCUUGCUCACUUUUAUUUCGCACUCCAACCGUUACGUUUGUUUUGACAUCUAUGGGAGCGUUUAGAAAUAAAAAAAAACAAUGACACCUAAAAAAGCGGAAUCUAGAUGCCUUCUCAGCAAAGACAAGAACGAGCCCGGCCGGUUCCUGGGCGAAGGCGUGUCGUUCCGCGCGAAGUUGAUCGGCGUGCUGGAAGUGCCGGAGGCGCGGGGGGACAGGAUGUGUCAGGAGGCGCUCGCCGACCUCAAGAUGGCCAUCCGCGCCGCCGGCGAGCAUAAACAGCGGAUCCAAGUCCAUGUCGCCAUUGAUGGACUACGGCUACGUGAUGAUAAGACUGGAGAUUCGUUAUACCACCAUCCUGUGCACAAGAUAUCAUUCAUCGCGCAGGAUAUGACGGACUCUCGAGCAUUUGGAUAUAUCUUCGGUUCCCCUGACACAGGACAUCGGUUCUUCGGUAUCAAGACUGACAAGGCUGCUAGUCAAGUAGUUAUUGCUAUGAGGGAUCUAUUCCAAGUGGUAUUCGAACUCAAGAAGAAAGAAGUGGAAAUGGCGAAACAACAGCUGGAGGGAAAAUCUGUUACGAACAGUUUACUUCGACAUACAAGCACAGCUUCUGAGGCUAAAGUUAAGAGUGUAUCGUCAGUGGGGGAGACGAGCGGUGCGACCAAAGGGGGUGAAGGUGGCGCGGAGGGCGGGGUGGCCGAGCUGGUGGACCUUGAACAAGAGCUGUGCUCUCUGCGGCGCGGACUGACACAAGUAGAGGGGCUCACCCCCUCCACUGACCCCUUCGGGGACUCCUUCUUGGCACCUUCGCCGAAGGGGCUGCUGCCGCCGCCGCCGGGCGCGGGCAGCCGCGGCCGCAGCGCGCCGCCCCGCCCCGCCUUCAGCCCCACCAAGCCCGCCAUGCCCUUCGACCUCAGCGCGGUCGUCGCCGACUUCGAGCCCAAGCCCGCCUCGCUCGUAGACAACCUGCCCGACCCACCAGUCACCCAGCCCGCAACGUCGGCCACCUCGAUCACUUACGACGUAUUCACCGAACUAGACCCACUCGGCACCGGCCGGAGUAAACCUUACGUUGACAAAAAACUCUUCUUUCAGGAGCUCAAAAAUCCGCCAAAGAAAGUGCUCAAAGACCUCGUACCGUCGCACUCGCUCCUAUCCGAUAUAGUGCCGGUGGCGAGCGAGGCCAAGGCCGAGGGCUACGGCCCGCCCACCACGAUGACGUCACUGACGCGCCACUCGGGCGGCUCGGUCGCGAUCGCCAAGCCCGCCCAGCCGGCCUCGUAUGCCGGGGGCUUUUUCACAUCGGACCCCUUCGCGGAGACCGAUCCCUUUGAUAGCACAGAUCCCUUUUCGGAUACUUUCAAGGAUGACCCAUUCACGAGCAUGCAGGAGUUUCCGAAGUCUAGCUUGUUGCACGUCGAAGAGACGAAGCAGAGGUUUAUCAGGGAGAUCGCCAUGGAGAGGGAGACCGCCCUCGCGGCGAAGAGCGCGUUCAACGGCCCGCUGCAGGUGACGCUGCCGCCGGAGCCGGCGCCCAAGUCGCCGCGGAUGCAGAGACAGACGACGGACACGAGCGCGGUGCGUCAGCGGCCGCAGCCGAGCUCCAAGCUGAGCGGCGAGAACCCCUCGCCGCCACCGCCGCUGCCGCCGAAGAAGGUGGUGGAGGUUUCGCUGUCACGCCCCCCACCGCGCCCCCCGCACGAACACGACGAUGACGACUCCGAGACCGGCCCGCCCCUGCCACGACCUGCACGGAAACGAGAACCUUUGAUGGUGGUGUCGCAGGCGGACCGCAGCACGAAGCCGCGGCUGUCGUCGGCUGCCACCAACAGCAGCGAGGAGGAGUACCUGACGCCCGCGCCGCCGCCGCUGCCCGCCGCGCGCCGCUUCGACAUCACGCUCGCGCAGCUCCUCACCUGCUCCAUGGACGACCUCGCCGCCAGAUUACGUGUGCCGGCCGCCACGCUUUCCUCAAUGACAUUACCACAGCUCACAGAUUACCUUCGAUCAUAUUUAGCAGCCGAUAAUGAAAGAGCGCAUAUUCAUGUAGAUCCUUCAAUGCGAGUGGAGAAAGAGAAAUCUACCUCAUUAAUUCCUACCCCUUCAGCUCCGACCGCGGAAAGACCGGUACUAUCUCUGACCUCGAUAGCUGCAGAGUUUCAGACUCAGUUCGAAGAUAAUUUCGCACCUCCAGAGUCUACUGACACAUUUGUAGCCAACUUUGACGACUUCGACAAAAAAGCUAAUCCGUCAUACGACAGAUAUGCAGUCUUCAGAGAGAUACAAGCUCAAGAACUAAAAGCUAAGUCCAUUCUAGACCCAGUCGACGAUGAAACUAAUCAUACGGAAUCGGACGGAAAGGAAGAAAAAGUAGCAAUCGAUGAUCUGUUGCAAACCGAUCAAGAAUUAGAGGAUAUUAAAAAAGAACCGGCUAAAAGUCCACUUAAAACUCUCGAUGAACUGACAUUGGAUUCGUUUAAUAUGUUUAGAAAUUCCGUCAGUCCUAAGCCAUCGAUCGACGCUAAGAUAGAAGAUAUCAAGACUGUAAUGAAAAACUUACAAAUAAACGAAAACACGAGACGUAGCGUGUCUCCCCGGGACAACGGCGUGGCCGAGCACAAACUUGAAGAUUCUAACGACAGGUACGCCGCACUGCGUGAAAUAACUAUCAUAGAACAAACUCAAGAUGAAUUCGAAUCUUUACCUCCCGAAGUACCCAAAGAAAGAAAGAAAUCAGAUGAGAAAUCUGACGGCUUUGACAAUUCUGAUUUCUUUGAUUGCAUCGAUAAUAGCUCCUUGUCGUUUACGCACGUGGAAGAUGCAUUUAGGAAGAGUCCUAUUGUAAAAGAAAGAGAGGAAGAGAAAAUAAUUGAAGAGAAGAAGGAAUCUCCUGUGGAAACUAUACCUGUUAGAGAAGUUCAGCCGUCCGCGCGUCUGUCUGCGGGUUCUAUAAGCGACGUCGCUAGCGGUUCUUCGCCAGACACCAAAGAAAAGUGUGGAAGCGUUCGCGGCGUGUGCGUGGGUGUGGGCGUGGGCGUGGGCGCGGCGGGUGCGGGCGGGGCGCGCGCGGGGCGCUGGGCGGUGCUGGGCGCGGCCGCCUCCCCGUGGUCCUCCGACAGCCGCGACUCCGAGCCGCACGCGCGCACGCGCCGCAGGCACCAUCACGACACACGCACGCAUAUAGUGCAAACGUCAUCGUCGUCCCGCGACGUGUCGCCGUGGGACGAGGAGCCACCUCCAGUGAGCCGCUUGCAGCGCCCGCCCUCCAAGCAUCGAGACAGAGAUUCAAGGCAAAAUUCAUCAGGUUCCCGAGAAUGCCUCGACUCCGGCAGCGGGCGCGAGAAGGAGAAAGUACGAGACAAACGGGACAGAGCGAGAGAUAGAGAUAUAAGUAGAGAUGGAAGAGAUUCUGCAAGAGACAGGAGAGACUCGGGCAGCGGGAGGGACAGACGGGAUGUGAGCAAGGAGCGGGAUCACAGAGAGCACAGGAGGGAUCGCAGGAGCAGGGAAAGAGACGACACGUGGGACAGAGAUAGAACAUAUAGUAGAGAGAGAGACUACAGAGAUUCGCGGAGUAGAGAGAGACCGACAAAGGAGUACAGGGAGAAAGAAAGAGAUAGACACAGAAAGGCGCGGCACUCAUAUGACGAGGAUGAAGAUUACAGCGAGGGCUGCGGCUCGGGGCGGUCCUCGCCGCGCGCGCGCUGGACGGACCAGCGCUGGCGGAGAGAUGAGAGGAACUACGGCUCGUUGGGGUGGCGAGAGACGAGAAGACGACAAGAAAUUAGACAGACCGAGGACCCAAACGAUAGAAGAUAUGGAUCAACACUAGGGUGGCCGGGACGUCGGCCGGCGACUGGCGGCGUGUCGCGCCGUGAAGCAGACCGCGACUCGCGUGAAGCGGGCCGUGAUUCGCGUGAGGCGAGCCGCGACCCGCGUGACUCGGGCCGUGACCCACGUGACUCGGGCCGCGACUCGCGUGACACGGGCCGCGAUUCGCGCGACUCGGGGCGGGAGUCGGGCCGUGAUUCGCGUGACUCCCGGCGCCGAGCUCGCCGCGAGGAGCGUGCUCGCCGGGACUACCGCUUCUCCAAUGACUUCUCUCCCCGCGAGCGCGAGCAUACGUCACCGUUUGACAACGACUUCCAAGACACGCCCGCUGCAGUCGCGAAGAAGAGGACGCCGUAUUCCAACUUAGAGGCGGCGAGAUUCGCCUUCGAGCCGGAGGAGACGACGGCAUCGCCGGUGUCUGCGAGCAGCGCACGACGCGACGGCGACUCGCCCGCGACACGAUUCCGAUUCGACUCCGACUCGAUGUCGCCGAGGUCAAUGUUCGAGGACGACUUCGCGACGCUUUCGACGCCGAGAGGUCGGACUGCGUCUAUAGCCGAGGAAGACGAAGGAGAAAUACCACCUCUGCGUGCAAAACCACCGACACAAUCGCAUCGGGAUAUUAAAAAAUCGGAAUCGGUUAAUAUAUUUACGCGGGAAUCGGAUCCGUUCGAAGGUGAUGCGUUUUUUGCUUGCACAGGCUCGGACCGCGUCGCGCGACGUGAGAACUGGCCCGGGGACUUCCAGGGCUUUGACAAUGCGUGAACUUCUAAGUAACUCGCACCAGUAAUUGACAUUUAUACGUAUACAAGCUUCACCACACAAUUAUCACCUUUUUGGUUCAUACCGUUGUGGGUAUAAAAUUGAUGCAAUCGGAACUUUAAUAAUCUUUGGUAUUUCUAGGAGCCGUAUUAUCCUUGCCAUAUAAAAUUAAAACUCCAAAAUGCCAUUUAGAAUGAAAUUGCAUCUGAAAUCUUUGCUACUAACUUUUAUUUAAAUUUUAAAGUUUCAAAUUGCAACUGGUAUUUGGAAACACACGAAAAUAUUGGAAUUGAAAAUAAACGAAAAUUGAUAAAUAUAUCAAGUUGUCGAGCAAUAAAAAAAAAUUGUGAAUUGUGUCACAUUAUCAAUUAUAGUAUUUGCGGUCCUUUGUCUCAAUAUAAAGUCAGUUAUUUAGGUUAUAUAACUUUUGGAUCUCGUUAUGUAGUAUAAUAAUAUUUAUAUAUUUAGGUAAUAAUCACACCAAUAUUGUAUAUUAAUUAUCUAAUUCUAUAUGUAAACUGUCAUAAUAUAAUAAAAACGUAAUCACUUACGAACGAUAUACAACCAGAAUAGUAUUAGUUAUUUAUAAAAAACCUUUUGCCAGAUACAGUCUCAAUCAUGGCUACCAUUUAGGUAUUAUUUUUGCUUCGAAUUUAUUUGAGUUAAUUUUAGAAGGCGAGGAGCAAAUGAAUUAAAAUAAUGUAGUCUAUAUAGACGCAACCUGUGAUAAAAAGAACCAGCGUACCAUACUUUAUUUUGCGUACCAUAGUACCAUUACAUUAGCGUACCAUUGUUUUUAGUGGGAUAUGCUUUCUUGUUCUAAUUUUGAAAUAUCAAAAAUGUCAGGCAAAUCAUUUUUUUUUAACAAUUAUGUAUUACUAAUUUAUUUACUUGCAG
Messenger RNA from Papilio polytes (common Mormon), 6541 nucleotides. RefSeq lists its product as uncharacterized. The coding region runs from base 1130 to 5647 and encodes 1505 amino acids. The record is from RefSeq and is a predicted model, not a curated record. NCBI's taxonomy places the organism in Eukaryota, Metazoa, Arthropoda, Insecta, Lepidoptera, Papilionidae. The transcript has 18 exons.